Messenger RNA from Helianthus annuus (common sunflower), 648 nucleotides. RefSeq lists its product as uncharacterized. Bases 1 to 648 code for a protein of 215 amino acids. The transcript has a single exon. Lineage: Eukaryota; Viridiplantae; Streptophyta; Magnoliopsida; Asterales; Asteraceae. The record is from RefSeq and is a predicted model, not a curated record.
AUGUCUGCGGCGAUUUUAAACGUAACACUGGGGAUCGGAGAAGACACGUGGGUUUGGGAACUGGAUGACUCGGCGGUUUUUUCAGUCAAAAUCCUUAAAAGAACAGUACAAUUGAAUCGGUUCGCGAAUCUAGGUAAUGACUUUGUAUGGAAUAAUUGGAUUCCAAUCAAGGUUAAUUUUCUGGCCUGGAGAUUAUCUUUGGAUCGGGUUCCUACGUUAGUAGCUUUGGCUCGCAGGAAUGUGAAUACGGGUCAGAUUCGAUGCAGGUUCUGUGGUGUGUAUGAUGAGGAUGUGGAUCAUUUGUUCAUGGGCUGUGAAGUGGCACAAUGUGUAUGGAAUUUCGUAUCACAGUGGUGUAGGAUAUCUAGUAUAUUCGCUUUCCGAGUGAAAGACAUACUAGAUUGGCACAAAUAUGUUAAGGGUUGUGAAAAAUGGAGGAAGCUGGUGUAUGCUAUCAUGCAGGUGGCACUUUGGGUUGUGUGGCGAAGUAGAAACGAUGUGAUCUUCAAUAAUCAAGAAGUCAGUAUCGAUCGGAUUCUGAAUGAGAUAAAACACUUGGCGUUCCUAUGGAUAGGUAAUCGUUCGAAUCUAAAAGGAAUCACUAGGGAAGAAUUGUGUAAGUUCGAUAGUGCAAGGAAUUGGAUAUAG